GGGAGCGGCCGGAUGGAGCGGAGGAUGAAAGGCGGAUACUUGGACCAGCAAGUGCCCUACACCUUCUGCAGCAAAUCGCCCGGAAAUGGGAGCUUGAGCGAAGCGCUGACGGUCCCGCAGGGGAAGCUCAUGGACCCGGGCUCCCUGCCGCCCCCCGACUCCGAAGAUCUCUUCCAGGAUCUAAGUCAUUUCCAGGAGACGUGGCUGGCUGAAGCUCAGGUACCAGACAGUGAUGAACAGUUUGUUCCUGAUUUCCAUUCAGAAAACUUAGCUUUCCACAGCCCCACCACCAGGAUCAAGAAGGAGCCCCAGAGUCCCCGCACAGACACGGCCCUGUCCUGCAGCAGGAAGCCACCACUCCCCUACCACCAUGGCGAGCAGUGCCUUUAUUCCAGUGCCUAUGAUCCCCCCAGACAAAUCGCCAUCAAGUCCCCUGCCCCUGGUGCUCCUGGACAGUCGUCCCUGCAGCCCUUUCCCCGGGCAGAACAGCGGAGUUUCCUGAGACCCUCUGGCGCCUCCCAGCCGCACCCUGGCCAUGGGUACCUCGGGGAGCAUAGCUCCGUCUUCCAGCAGCCCCUGGACAUUUGCCACUCCUUCACAUCAUCUCAGGGAGGGGGCCGGGAACCCCUCCCCACCCCCUACCAACACCAGCUGUCGGAGCCCUGCCCACCCUACCCCCAGCAGAGCUUCAAGCAGGAAUACCAUGACCCCCUGUAUGAACAGGCGGGCCAGCCGGCCGUGGGCCAGGGUGGGGUCAAUGGGCACAGGUACCCAGGGGCGGGGGUGGUGAUCAAACAGGAGCAGACGGACUUCGCCUACGACUCAGGAGCCGGGAGAGGGAGGGAGAUGUACCUCCACCCAGAGGGUUUCUCUGGGCCCUCUCCUGGUGAUGGGGCCAUGGGCUAUGGCUAUGAGAAAACUCUGCAACCUUUCCCAGAUGAUGUCUGCGUUGUCCCUGAGAAAUUUGAAGGAGACAUCAAGCAGGAAGGGCUUGGCACGUUCCGAGAGGGGCCACCCUACCAGCGCCGGGGUGCCUUGCAGCUGUGGCAGUUUCUGGUGGCCCUGCUGGAUGACCCAACGAAUGCCCAUUUCAUUGCCUGGACAGGCCGGGGGAUGGAGUUCAAACUAAUUGAGCCUGAGGAGGUUGCCAGGCUCUGGGGCAUCCAGAAGAACCGGCCGGCCAUGAAUUAUGACAAGCUGAGCCGCUCACUUCGAUACUAUUAUGAGAAGGGCAUCAUGCAGAAGGUGGCUGGCGAGCGUUACGUGUACAAGUUCGUGUGCGAGCCCGAGGCCCUCUUCUCCCUGGCCUUCCCGGACAAUCAGCGUCCAGCUCUCAAGGCUGAGUUUGACCGGCCGGUCAGUGAGGAGGACACAGUUCCUUUGUCCCACUUGGAUGAGAGCCCCGCCUACCUCCCAGAGCUGGCUGGCCCUGCACAGCCCUUUGGCCCCAAGGGUGGCUACUCUUACUAGACCCCAGCGGCUGCUCUUCCUGCUGUGGGUGGGUGCUGCCCUGUGUACAUACAGAAUUUGGUGUUGGGGAAACCCUCACUCUGAAACCCAGAUGUCUCUGGGGCAGAUCCCCACUGUCCCGUCAGUCACCUGGGCCCAGACUCUGAGCUGCUCACCAGAGUCAUUGGGAAGGAAAACUGGAGAAACAGCAAGUCUAAAGGUGGAGUCUCAGAAACUCCCCCAGGGGCUUCGCCUCUGCCCCUGCGGAGUUCAGCUCAGCCUCUGCCUAGGUCCUGCUUAGAAGUCCAAUCCCUGCUCCUUUUCCCCUACCACAGAGAACAAGAGUUUAUUCUGUUCUGGGGGACAGAGAAGGAGCUUCCCAACUUUAUCUUGGCAAGGGGGAGAGGGCUCACUGAACUCCCAGCUCUCCCACCGUGGGGAGCCUGGACUCUGCACUCCGCCCCAAGCCGUGGCCCUGGAGGGACCCACUUGUCAGUUCUUGGUGCUCUGUGUUCCCAGAGGCAGAGGGAGGGUGGAGAAAGGAACCCGGGUUGGGGGCGGUGGUGCUAGGUGGAGGCAGGGAGGGGUGGGUUCCUCCUCCCAGGGGCCCUCUACCUCUCCUCUGCCUUUUCUGAGGCCCAGGCCUGGGAUUCCACCUCCACCUCCACCAUAUCUGCUGGACCUUAAUAAAGGCCCCUGCCUCUCCUGUUAA
This is a messenger RNA of Galeopterus variegatus (Sunda flying lemur), 2161 nucleotides long. RefSeq names its product ets variant 4 (gene ETV4). The record is from RefSeq and is a predicted model, not a curated record. The transcript has 12 exons. The coding region runs from base 13 to 1470 and encodes 485 amino acids. Gene Ontology annotation, biological process: regulation of transcription by RNA polymerase II; cell differentiation. Gene Ontology annotation, molecular function: sequence-specific DNA binding; DNA-binding transcription factor activity, RNA polymerase II-specific. Lineage: Eukaryota; Metazoa; Chordata; Mammalia; Dermoptera; Cynocephalidae. Gene Ontology annotation, cellular component: nucleus.